ACAUAUUCCUAGAAAGAGGAGAGAGAGAGAUAAAGAAUGGCCUGUGUGACGGAAACACCACAACCAAGCGUGAUGUACGUUGUAGUUGUGGCUGUAUACUUUAUUAUGUUGCUGUUUUUGUCGGUUGAAAAGACUGCAGCAGCAAGUAUAAAAAUUGAAGAGCAAGAGCACGACCGAGUAAAGAGCCUUCCCGGGCAGCCGCCGGUGGGGUUCAAGCAAUACGCAGGGUAUGUGACCGUCAAUGAGACCCACGGGAGAGCUCUCUUCUAUUGGUUCUUUGAAGCUACUUCCGAACCUCAAAAUAAACCUCUACUCCUUUGGCUCAAUGGAGGUCCAGGAUGUUCAUCAAUUGGGUUUGGAGCAGCAGAAGAGUUGGGGCCUUUUUUCCCUAAGAAAAACAAUAGAGAACUGAAGUUCAACAAACACACAUGGAACAAAGCUGCGAAUUUAUUGUUUUUGGAGUCUCCUGUUGGCGUUGGUUUUUCCUACACAAAUACAAGCAGCAAUAUCCCACAACUGGGAGACACAAAUACAGCUAGAGAUUCACAUAUAUUCCUUGUGAAUUGGUUCAAAAGAUUCCCUCAGUUUAGAGACAAUGAGUUUUACAUUGCUGGAGAAAGCUAUGCAGGGCAUUAUGUCCCACAACUUGCUGAGCUUAUUUUUGAUGAUAACAAGAAAGCGUCAAAGGAGGACCAUCUUAACCUCAAAGGAUUUAUUAUUGGGAAUGCAUUGUUGGAUGAUGAAACAGAUCAGAAAGGGAUGAUUGAUUACGCGUGGGGUCACGCGGUGAUAUCAGAUCAACUGUACAACAAUCUUACGAAAUGCAACUUCAGUAAUGCUCACUUAUCGGAUGAUUGCAACAAUGCAUUGAUCAAGUACUUUAAAGUGUACAAUAUCAUCGACAUGUACAGCCUCUAUGCACCCACUUGCAAUGAGAAUGGCACAAAUGCUAGGAAUUUUCAUGGUUCUCCUGUCCGAGGGACCAGACCUCAUUUGUUCUCCAAUUUUAAAGAAUGGCACAAAAUGCCAGCUGGAUAUGACCCUUGUGCAUCUGACUACACUGAGGUAUACAUGAAUAGACCCGAUGUUCAGCAUGCACUCCAUGCCAAUGUCACCAACAUCCCUUAUCCUUGGACUCAUUGCAGUAACAACAUCACGUUUUGGAGUGAUGCGCCAACCUCUAUUCUUCCCAUCAUCAAAAAGCUUGUCUCUGGUGGUCUCCGCGUAUGGGUUUACAGUGGGGAUACUGAUGGUAGAAUUCCAGUAACAUCAACAAGAUAUACCCUAAAUAAGCUUGGCUUGAAAACCAUACAAGAAUGGACUCCUUGGUACACUAAUAACAAACAGGUUGGAGGUUGGACUAUUGAGUAUGACGGGCUUAUGUUUGUUACAAUUAGGGGAGCUGGACAUCAAGUCCCAACAUUUAAACCAAGAGAGGCUCUUCAGUUAAUUAAACAUUUUUUGACAAAUAAGAAAUUGCCAUCUCAGGCAUUCUGAAUGCCCUUAGUGGGUUUUAGUGUUUUACUAUAAGUAUUUUCAAGAAAAUAGUGGCAAAUGAAGAAUUUUUGCCCUUAGAUCAAAUGUGACAGAAAAUAAGUCUGCUUUGGAAAUUAUAUACAAUAUGGCCCUCCAAAGCCAAUGUUUUAAUUAAUGUAUGUGAGGUUAUAUUUGUGUAUGA
Molecule: messenger RNA, 1678 nt
Organism: Impatiens glandulifera
Lineage: Eukaryota; Viridiplantae; Streptophyta; Magnoliopsida; Ericales; Balsaminaceae
Product: serine carboxypeptidase-like 34
Exons: 10
Coding region: 37-1497 (486 amino acids)
Biological process (GO): proteolysis
Cellular component (GO): vacuole
Molecular function (GO): serine-type carboxypeptidase activity
Source: RefSeq, a predicted model, not a curated record